Paraglomus brasilianum is the source of this 714-nucleotide messenger RNA. The record is from the annotation of a GenBank genome assembly. NCBI's taxonomy places the organism in Eukaryota, Fungi, Glomeromycota, Glomeromycetes, Paraglomerales, Paraglomeraceae.
AUGCCAGCAUUACGAACGUCCAGGACUCAGAAAACCAAACAUGAGCCUGUCCUCCUCAACAUUGGACUGGCAGUCAUACGUAACAUAAAGAAAGCUCUAGGCGCGAUCAAUGAUCCCGAGAGAAAAUACUACCCUUCGGCACCUGCAGACUGGCUUGAGAUCCCAGGCAGCUACCCAAAUCUUCGUGCCGCUUGGAUAACAAAGAAAUACACUGCACGCUGGUUCAAGUUUGUUGAAUUGCAGCGAGAAUUAAGACACAAGGCAGAUGAAUUUUCCAGAAACAAAGACAAACUACGAAAUUGGUUUGAGAGGUGGCGUGUCAAAUUAGAUAGUUUGAGGCUACGUCGGAAAGCACAUCUUCGGCAUAAAGUGCCCAUGAGUGGAUAUUCAUUUUGUGAAGACGAUUCAAUGGACGAAUAUCUUUUGAAGAGUUGCUUGAAGGACCCUGCAAUUCCCAAACAGGUUAAAUCGGUAUCUAUUAACCCCAUAGUCGAUGAAUAUUCUUGCGAAUAUGAAGACAUAAACUAUAUUGUCAUUGUGGGGGAUGAUGCUGGAAAAUGCGAUCCUACUGCUGAGGCAAUGGCCGAGUUAUAUCGAAAGAAAUAUGAAUAUUGUUGCAAAUUUAUAUGUUCAAGUCCCGUCUUUUAUCAAGCUAUGGAGCAGGUUUGCUUUGGAUAUCAUAAAGAUAAUCUGCUGCUGCUUCAGCUUGUAUAA